Scleropages formosus (Asian bonytongue) is the source of this 4247-nucleotide messenger RNA. It is a transcript of the gene snx7, whose product is annotated as sorting nexin 7. Gene Ontology annotation, biological process: reticulophagy; endocytic recycling; protein transport. The record is from RefSeq and is a predicted model, not a curated record. Gene Ontology annotation, molecular function: phosphatidylinositol binding. Gene Ontology annotation, cellular component: phagophore assembly site; early endosome. Lineage: Eukaryota; Metazoa; Chordata; Actinopteri; Osteoglossiformes; Osteoglossidae. Bases 191 to 1588 code for a protein of 465 amino acids. The transcript is spliced from 10 exons.
CGUCUGCGCAGUCAUUUUUGUAUCUGCGCAGUUUCUUCCUGUAUGCGCCGUUUCCGAUACUGCGCAGUCGCUGGGCUCGCAGGCGAACGAGUUUACUGACGAGUCACUGUGUGAUCCGUGAUUUUUUUUUUUUUUUUUUUUUUGCGCCGGUGCAGCGGCGUCCGACGGUGGUGCGGACCUCGGCGGAGCGAUGAGCGGCAUGUCCGCUGACCCUGCGCAGGCGCUGCCGGCGGUUAUGUCGCCCCUUUCGGGACAGAUGCUGGAACUGGACGAGGACGACGACUUGGAAGUUUUCAGCAAGGAUAUGAAUCUGAUGGAUGGAAGCCCCAUGAAUGCAUCCAUGCCAACCUCUCCAGCCUCCAUGAUCAAUCAAUACAAGUUCGAAGAGGAAACUGAUGCCAAAGACAUUUUUGUCACAGUGGACAACCCAGAGAGUCAUGUAACAGCCCUAGAGACUUUCAUUACAUACAGGGUUGUAACUAAGACCACAAGAUCCGAGUUUGAUUCCUGCGAAUACGAGGUACGCAGGCGCUAUCAGGACUUCCUCUGGUUAAAGGAGAGGCUGGAAGAGGGACAUCCAACACUCAUAAUGCAUCCUCUCCCAGAGAAGUUUGUGAUGAAGGGGAUGGUGGAGAGAUUCAAUGAUGACUUCAUUGAGACCCGCCAGAAGGCUCUCCACAAGUUCCUCAACCGGGUUGCGGAUCACCCCAUUUUGUCCUGCCAUGAAGAUUUCAAGAUUUUUCUAACUGCUCAAGCCUGGGAGCUCACCUCACAUAAGAAGCAGGGCCCAGGCUUCUUGAGCAGGAUGGGGGACACUGUGCGGGCUGUGGCAGCCAGCGUCCGUGGUGUCCGAAACAGACCUGAGGAGUUCACCGCCAUGCUGGAAUAUGUGGAUUCCUUUGGUCAGAAGAUGAUCUCGCUUGACAAAGUGACCCAGAGGAUUGUUAAAGAACAAAAGGAGUACCUGGGGGAGCUGAAGGAGUAUGGGCCUGUCUACACCUUAUGGUCUGGCUCUGAGGAGGAGCUAGUGGAACCUCUAAAAGGAGUGGCCAGCUGCAUUGACAGGUGCUGCAAGGCCACUGAGGAACAGAUCGGUCACCUGUCCGAAAACUUGGUGCCUCUUCUGCACGAAUACGUCCUGUGCACAGACUCUGUGAAGGCUGUACUGAGAAGGCGUGACAACAUUCAAGCUGAGUCUGAGGCUAAAAAUGAUGCCCUGGCCAACAGGAAGGCUGAUAGGGAAGCCCUGAAGGACUCUAAGGAUCUAGGUUUUGUGCUGGGGAGUUUCCUUGGGAAAAAACCAGAAGAAGCCAAACAGCAAAAGGAGCAGAGACUUGACAGUGAAAUCAAUGAGCUGAAGGAGGAAGUUGAGCGGUUGGAAGACAAAGUCGAGUGCGCCAAUAAUGCACUGAAGGGCGACUGGCUCCGAUGGCAGGGCAACAUGAGGAGCGACAUCAAGGCUGCCUUUGUGAGCACUGCUGAGAAGAACGUUGACUACUACGAGAAGUGCCUGGCUGUAUGGGAGUCCUUUCUCACCUCGCAGACUGCAGCCCAUGACAUGGAGAGCAACUCUGGGCACAGCUCGUAGAGCUCCCCCUGCGCCCAACCACUGAAGACCAAAGAGACUGGGACCCGGAUGAGCUGCGGACAUUCCUGCUGGUUUGUGACCCUUCCAGACCCAGCCCUGUGAUUUUGUAAUAUAGUGUCACAGGCAGUGUUAUACUGCUCAGAAUUCUCUACAGAACUCUGCCUCAGGGUUUUGAGCUGCCCCACUACAUGAAAUGAAGCUGAAGGUCUUUUCAUAGUUGGACUUUUGGAUGCAUUUGUGGAAUGGCAGUUUCCAUUAAAACAUAAUGAGAUGAUGUAUUCCUUUUUAUAGUGCCUGAACAUAAUCUGAUAUUUUGAUGAUGCAAAACCACUUUUAGUGUAUAUGCAGUUUUUCUCCAGAUUAGCAUCAACAGUUGACCUGAUAUUUUAGUCAAGUUGAUUAGGCACACAAAGUAAAUUUUGUAAUCUGAAAUCCUUAAUUAUCCACACUUUUUUUAAACUGUUGAUUUAUUAGCUUUCUGAAGUACACUCAACAGUGUAGAAUAUUUUUGGACAAAGCUGUUACAGGCAUUUUAAGCUGUUUGGCUUUUAAUAUUGUAUUUGAAAAGACAACUAUUAAAAUGUAUUGAGAUGAUUAUUGUGCUCUUUUCACACUUGUUUUAUAGCAUAGUUCAUAAUUAUUGCAUCAUUAUGAAGGCUCCCCAUGUUUAAAGCUCCAAGAUUCUACUCUCUCUUUUGGAUGUCAUAAUACACAUGGACCUCAUCUUACAAAAGCAACUGAAUGAAUGUUCUAUAACUGAAUUUUUUUCAUUACUUACUUUUGUCUGUCAGUAAAAGCUGAAAACUACAUCUGUCCACUAAAUGGGUUAGGUUUUGUAAAAACCUCUGCCAAAGCUAUCAAAAGCUGUUUCAUUAUCAGAAACCCCUUGUCCUAAUGCAGAGUCACAGUGUCUGCAGCCUAUAUCGAAACAGCAUGAUACGGGAUACACCCUUGAUGUGCCACCACUACAUCAGCAUAACACUUUGGACUUUUUUUUUUUUUUUUAAAACUAAACUACAUUAUGUAAAACUUAAGAAUUAGCACUGAAUUAUUGCAGUUACUGAAAAUGUCUUUACAACUUACCCUUCAGUGCCAUUGACUGUGAGCUAUCAGAUACUUUGAACUUUGUUUACACAAUCAGUAAAACCUUAAAGCAGAUGUCCUUUAUUUACAUAUAAGCUUCAGUAAAUAUCUUGAAUAUAGCUAUGGAAGAUAUACUUAGUUAAGAGAUUAAAGGACUCUUGUCACUCUGUCCACCAUGCAUCUUUGGGUCUCUGAUCACUGUCUGGUUCAUCUCCUUCCGACCUUCAGGCUGAAACUAGCUAAGCCUGUAGUAAGGACUGUAAAAAGAUGGACCAAGAAAUCAGAGUUGGAACUACAGGCUUGUUUCAACUGUACUGACUGGAGUGUCUUUGAAGCUGCACCCACUGACUUGGACGAGCUCACUAAUGCCUCACUGAUACUGUGACAUCAUACAUCAGUUUCUGUGAAGAUAUGUGUUCCCACCAGGACUCGCUUAACAUACAGUAAUGACAAACCAUGGUUCACGGCAAAACUCGGACAGCUCCGUCAGGCGGAGGAGAAGGCCUACAGAAGUGGGGACAGAGUCUUGUGCAAUCAGGCCUGAAACACCCUGAGAAAGGAGAUAGGAGUGGCUAAGAAAAGCUACUCUGAUAAACAAGUUCUCCACUAAUGACAAUGCAUCGGUAUGGAAAUGCCUGAAAGAGAUCACCAGCUACAAGACUCCAUCCCUCCACUCUGUGGGUAAUCGACAACUGGCUGACAACCUGAAUGUGUUUUACCGCAGGUUUGAAUAGGUCCCUGCCCCCUCCUCUCCCAUCAACACCUCCUGCCCCCCUUCUGUUGUUCAAACUAUUCUGAGAAUCUGUGAAGAGGAUGUGUGCCGGGUCUUCUGGAAACAGAAGACAAGGAAAGCACCAGGCCCUGAUGGCAUCUCACUUGCCUGUUUGAAAGUAUGUGCUGACCAGCUGUCACCCACCUUCACCCAGAACUUUAACAGAUCACUGGAGCGGUGUGAAAUCCCCUCCUGCUUCAAAUGCUCCACCAUCAUCCCAGUCCCAAAAAAAACCCCAAGAUCACGGGCGGAAUGACUACAGACCUGUUGCCUUGACAUCUGUAGUCAUGAAGUGACUUGAGAGACUGGUGUUGGCCUACCUGAAGGAUAUCACUGGCACCCUCUGGAUCCCCUCCAGUUUGCCUAGAGGGCAAACAGGUCAGUGGAUGACGCAGUCAAUACGGGACUGCAUUUCAUCCUGCAACACCUCGACAAACCAGGGACUUAUGCAAGGGUCCUAUUUAUGGACUUCAGUUUGGCAUUUAACACCAUCAUCCCAGACCUCCUUCAGAUCAAAUUGAUACAGUUUUCUGUGCCCACCACCAUCUGUCAGUGGAUCACCAACUUCCUGACAGACAGACAGUAACUGGUGAGGCUGGGGAAAUUCAUUUCCAGCACCUGCACAGUCAGCACUGAUGCUCCCCAGGGAUGUGUGCUCUCCCCACUACUCUUCUCCCUAUACACAAAAGACUGCAUCUCCAAGGACCGCUUUGUGAAGCUCCUGAAGUUGGCUGGUGCAGUCAAAACAACCUGGAGCUGAACAAAAAAGUGGAGAUGAUUGUGGACUUCAGGUUCCUGGGUCCU